This is a messenger RNA of Truncatella angustata, 1781 nucleotides long. RefSeq lists its product as uncharacterized. The record is from RefSeq and is a predicted model, not a curated record. Lineage: Eukaryota; Fungi; Ascomycota; Sordariomycetes; Amphisphaeriales; Sporocadaceae. The transcript has 4 exons. The coding region runs from base 251 to 1471 and encodes 406 amino acids. Gene Ontology annotation, molecular function: FAD binding.
GGAGAUUCGGCUACUUUACAUGAAGAUCAUAUUUGCCGCGGAGUAUCUAAGAUUGUCCUAGUUUAGACGAGUGCAGGGGCAGCACAGACUGAGUAAGGCCGGCUCACCCAUUUUUCACCUUCACGGCUUAUCAUAUAUUGUCUAACUUGCCGUAGUAUGACUUCCUGAUGUCUUUAUCAAAUGUGAUAAGCUGGAGAAGUUGUACGCGAGCCAUCGUUGACAUCCCGUGACCUAUUACCGCUGCGAAGAGAUGAUCGAAGAAACCCAGGUGGUCAUAGUUGGAGCUGGUCCUGCUGGGCUAACAUUUGGUCUGUGCCUUGCACAGUAUCAAAUCACCUCAGUCAUAUUAGAGAAAGAGCGUGAAGUCACUACAGAUCCUCGUGGAGUAUAUCUUACCGGUGAUGCUAUCAGGAUCCUCUGUAGCCUAGGCCUCCACGCAGACCUUGCUAAGAUAGGACAUGUGGUAGAAACUAUCCACUAUCAUGUGAACAGCUUUUCUACGAAACCGUAUUUUAGCGUUGGCCUUGCAGAAGACUCACUACACCAAUCGCUGCCCAAUGGUCUUCUGCAAAGUCAACCUCAGCUCGAGCACGCAUUGCGGCGCCAGGUUACACUUUCCAAAUGGUGUACAUUACGGACGGGUUGUGAGGUUACUGGCCAAUAUAGAGCUGAGCCGCCGGUAGUUGAGUACCUGGACGAACAUGGAACUCCACGCCGCAUCCAAGGUAGUUGGCUCAUCGGUGCAGAUGGUAAAGUAGGCAUUGUACGGAAACACUUCCUCGAGCCGACCACCGGAAUUAGACAACAGAGAGGGUCAUAUGACUAUACAGGUACUUGGGUGGCUGCAAACCUCAAAAUUACCCCACCAACGCCCCAAACACACCCAAAGUUCCCACUUUGGCAACUUGGAUAUACGCCAGACCAAGUAUACAAUCUCUUCUGGCCCGAAGGCUGGCAUUUUUGUUGCCCUCCAGGCAAAGCGACGGCUACUGGCAGAUUUGGUGCAUACCAUGAGCGGCUUUGGCGUCAUGAAUUUUGCCAGGACGAUUGGCAUGAUGAGAUGGAUGCUGUACGAUUGUUCUGGGAACACAUUACGCCGAUGAUCACACGCGGGCAGGAUACCGAUGGCUACAAGCUACCUGAACAAGUGCAAUUCCCGCGAGAUUGUGUCGAAAUUCUUCGCUGCAGGCCAUUCAGAUUCGUGCACAAGGUGGUAAAUAGGUGGUUUGAUGGGCGGGUUGUUCUCAUCGGUGACGCUGCACAUGUAUUCCCACCCUUUGCCGGCCAGGGUAUCGGCAGUGGAGUCCGAGAUGCGCAGCAGCUGGCUUGGCGACUAGCCUUGAUGCUCAGUCAGCCUCAGAUAUCCAACCUCACGAAGAGCAACAUUCUCGACGCAUGGACGCUCGAACGGCGCCACAGCGUGGAUGCGGCAGCAUACAUGUCUAUGUUGAAUGGAACCAUGAUAAAUUGAGAGCCUGCACGUUGGAUUUGGCUUUUGAUCCAGUUUGUGAAAUACACGAUGCACAUUCCCUUCGUGCGAAAGCUUUUGAAUCCGGAGGCACGAAUCGAGCGAGUUGGCUUUAUCAAGGUUCAAGGAGGCUUCUUCUUGAAAGACUAUAACGGCGGGGCUCGAUUGGCUCAAAUAUUCAUGCAAUCGGACGCCCGGGAACCAAUUCUCUCUGACGAGCUAUGGCGGCCUUCUGAAUCCAUUUUCAAGCUCCUUGUCGUGGGAUCCACCCAUCAUGCCCAGAACUACCAAGACGCCGAGACAGCUAUCAGAA